AUGGGCCGAGUUCUCUUGACAGGUGCAUCUGGAUUCAUAGCUGCUCAUGUGCUCGAUGCGUUCCUGAAGAACGGGCAUUUCGUGCGCUUUACGGUGCGGACUCAGGAGAAGGCGGAUCAGAUUCUACAGGCGAAUAUGAAAUACAAGGAUCAGUUGGAAAGUGUGAUUGUCCCUGCCGAAGGGGCGUACGAUGUCGCCCUUCAGGACAACUCCCUUGAUGGGGUCAUCCACACCGCUAGUCCAUUUCACAUGAAUUUCUCCGACCCCCACGAACUUCUCAAACCGGCGAUUCAGGGAACGCGGGGCAUCCUAGAAGCUAUCGUUAGGUUGGCCCCCAAUGUCAAGAGACUCGUCAUCACUAGCAGUUUUGCUGCUAUGAUCCAUGCAGACGAGGGGAGGUGGCCAGGCCACGACUAUAGUGAAAAAGACUGGAAUCCAGUAACGAUGGAGCAAGCGCUUACUGGAGAGAAAAUCACGACCUAUCGCGCAUCCAAAACUUUUGCUGAACGCGCCGCAUGGGAAUUCGUAUCCUCCAGCUCUCCUAAGCCCAACUUUGACUUGGUGACCCUCUGCCCACCCAUGGUGUAUGGUCCCAUC
Messenger RNA from Acaulospora colombiana, 597 nucleotides. Lineage: Eukaryota; Fungi; Glomeromycota; Glomeromycetes; Diversisporales; Acaulosporaceae. The record is from the annotation of a GenBank genome assembly.